AUGGCCCUAGUAGCCUACUCCGACUCCGAAGGCUCGGAUGCUGAGCCAGACACCACUCCGGCUAUCCCGACCGAAAAGACAAAAAAGUCAGAUUCUAGCGGCUUCCAAGUCGACCGCAGCAACCCGCGCAAGAUCCGCGUUGCGCUCCCCGAGAUCAAACCCGAAACCACAGCCGGCCAGGAUGGAGAGGACGGUCCAGCACGCAAAAAGCCACGAUUAGGUGGCGGAGGAGGUCUUUCAGGAUUCAACUCCUUUCUGCCAGCCCCGAAACGAGCAGCCGAGAAGAAAACACCGGUGGCGUCAACGCGCAAACCGUUCAGCCUCAAGACAGGUGCAGGCCCGGGAUUCGAUCGCACAGCCGAUGCAGAGACAAGGAACGAACAAGCUCUCAAUGAUCCAGCAGCAGAUGGAGAUGCCGAGGCCAUACCCGCAGCGGGCAGCCUCAACACCACUACACCUGACGCCCCGGAGACAAUGAAGAAGCCGGAUGAGGUCAAGUUGCAGGGUAAUCCUAUGAUGUUCAGACCGCUAUCAGUGGGACGGCCAAAGAAAAAUAAGAGCACCAAGGCGGCUCCGCAGCCGACAACUGGUCCAACGGCACCGAAGACUGCGCCUCUUCCUCAAGAGUCUGCACCACAAACCCCUGCUCCCGCAGCGCCAAAACCGAAAGUCAGCCUGUUCUCUCUAUCCUCGGAGGAGACUUCUCGGGCAGAUACACCACCAGGACCCUCAGCAACAUACGAGCCGCUGGUAUACAACGCCGAGGGUGACGCACCACCAGCCGGUCCUGCCGUGCCCGAAUCUACAUACGUCCCCCAAGACUACCCCCACACAGCAUCGUCCAAUCUUUCAUCUUUGGAUACAGUUGCCAACGAUCUCAAUCUAUCCAAGGCCGAACGGCGCCAACUCUUUGGGCGAAAUGCCAUGCCUUCGCAGUCACAAGUACGCACCUUCAAUACAGAUGAAGAGUACGCCUCGAACCAGGUGCUGGCUCAGGGAGAGCUGGCUGCAGCUCAGCACAACCCCGUACGCGCUAUUGCGCCUGGCAAGCACAGUCUCCAGCAAUUGGUCAAUGCGGCGAGCUCACAGAAGGAAGCGCUGGAGGAGAGCUUUGCAGCUGGCAGGAGGAACAAAAAGGAAGCUGGAUCCAAGUACGGAUGGUAG
Molecule: messenger RNA, 1164 nt
Organism: Penicillium canescens
Lineage: Eukaryota; Fungi; Ascomycota; Eurotiomycetes; Eurotiales; Aspergillaceae
Product: PRCC domain-containing protein
Exons: 1
Coding region: 1-1164 (387 amino acids)
Cellular component (GO): nucleus
Source: RefSeq, a predicted model, not a curated record